AUGCCCCUCUAUGCAAAGUUCCUGAAGGAGCUCAUGACACGAAAAAGAAAUUGGGGAGAGAAGGAGACUGUAGUCCUAACUGAGGAGUGUAGUGCCAUAAUACAAAAGAAACUCCCCCAGAAAAUGAAGGACCCAGGGAGUUUCCAAAUCCCCUGCAUUAUAGGGGAUAUCACUACUGAAAAGGCCUUAUGUGACUUAGGGGCUAACAUCAAUCUCAUGUCCUUGAACAUGAUGAGAAGGAUGAGAAUCGAGGAAGCCAAACUAACAAGAAUGGCACUCCAACUAGUUGACAGGACAUUCAAGUUUCCACAUGGAAUAGUGGAAGAUUUAUUAGUGAAAGUGGGAGAAUUUAUCUUCCCAGCUGACUUUGUUGUGCUGGAUAUGGAAGAAGAGGCAAACACUUCAAUUAUCCUAGGAAGGCCAUUCUUAGCUACUGUUAGAGCCAUUAUUGAUGUACAAAAAGAAGAACUAGUCUUGAGAUUACAUGAGGAAAAGAUGGUCUUCAAUGUCUUCAAGGCAAUGAGUUAUCUCAAGGAAUCAAUAGGAGAAUGCAUGAUAGUGGACACCAUAGAAUAG
Messenger RNA from Arachis duranensis, 576 nucleotides. RefSeq lists its product as uncharacterized. The transcript has a single exon. NCBI's taxonomy places the organism in Eukaryota, Viridiplantae, Streptophyta, Magnoliopsida, Fabales, Fabaceae. The record is from RefSeq and is a predicted model, not a curated record. The coding region runs from base 1 to 576 and encodes 191 amino acids.